Brassicogethes aeneus is the source of this 375-nucleotide messenger RNA. NCBI's taxonomy places the organism in Eukaryota, Metazoa, Arthropoda, Insecta, Coleoptera, Nitidulidae. The record is from the annotation of a GenBank genome assembly.
AUGGAAGAAAAGCUUGUGAAAAUUACUAAAUGCCCAGAUAAUGAGAAAAAAGUUAUAAGCAAAUUUAAAAAGAAAUCGACAGCUGCUAGUUACAAAAAGGAACGUUUCUUAAAAAACAAUAAAAAAUGGAUUACAGCAUCUAUUGAACUGCCUUACUGGUCUGUACAACCUACAGAGAAACCAGGCCGACCAACUAAAACAUUCGAAGAGUUAAGUGACAGCAGCAGUGUCAAAAAACAAAAGAACUACGAUACAGAUACCUGUAGAGGAGUUGACAUAUGCAGCAGGAAGGAAGAAAAAACUGACGAAGAGGAAGAAGAAGCCGGCGAAGAGGAAGAUGAAGCUGACGAAGAGGAAGAUGAACAGUUUGUCUGA